AUGAUCUUUACGUCUUUAGGAGUCCUAGUAUUUGCGUUUGCGAAUUUUGUGUGCCAGGGGGGGGCUGCUAGACCAAGCAUUGCUGUCGACGACCACGAGUGGUCGAUUCGGACACAGCAGGACGCCAGCGAGUCAAAGAGGACAACACCACGGCCAGUGAACGUUGUCGUGGACAACCGGAUGCCCAGGGACUUGGAGAAAGUGGUGGUCGUUCACAAAUGGGUUGGGAUGUCGCCUCCGACCGAGGUUGUGGUUUGGGACGCUGUGCCGGCGAAUGGUGUUUCGACGCCGCGGACAAUAUUCAGCGAUUCUCCGUCGUUUCAUUCAGACUGGUGGCAGUUAACUUGGCGGUUCAAAAAAGUGCACACAACGAUGCAGAACGACACAGGCGUUCAGCGGUGUCCGGUUUGUGAGACGGAGGAUGGGGUUUGCGAGACCAACAUGAUAUCCAUCUCAACUUAG
Molecule: messenger RNA, 462 nt
Organism: Prorocentrum cordatum
Lineage: Eukaryota; Dinophyceae; Prorocentrales; Prorocentraceae
Source: the annotation of a GenBank genome assembly